GAUUCCAGCACCCUUGGUUCUGGUCAGCAGCCGCGUACGCCCGCACUAUCGUGUCGCAGGGUCGCAGUCCCCAGGGCCCCCUAUCAAGCCCCUAAUCCGCAAAUUUACCUGGAGCCGCCGACGACUGACGACUGCAGCACAGCCGGCUAGGCGUCGCCGACACGAACCAAGCAUCAUCCAUUUCUGCCCCGUUGCGUCUUCUCUCGCCUAUUCGUCCCUCCUUGUUCUCUUUUUUUUUCUCGUUCUCUUUCUUCCGUCUCCUUUCGGGCCAAAGUCAUUUUGGCCUUUGUUUUGGGUUUCCCCCUUCGCCCCAACCACGAAAGCUCGCGCCGCCACCAACAUAGACAUUCCACCUGUCUGGUUGGCUCCCUCCGGCUUUUCGGAGUUUGAUGUGCACGAGGUGACAAAGGUGACGCACCACCACCUCCACCACCCGGCGCACAUCAAGCAAACCAUCGAAUCCAUCUCACGAACCGGCUCCCUUCCGCCUCAACAUCAAUCAAAGUCGAUAUUCUGCAGUCCACGCGAGGGGGAAUACACAACAAACCGGACGGUUACCACGGUUCCAUCAUGGCCGGGCGUUAUGAACGGGUGAAUGCCCGCGAUGAAGAGGACGACCACACUCCCUCCCGGACGCAAAGGAUACCGAACUCGCCCCCGCCGUCGUUCCAUUCGAGGGCGUCGUCCAUCAUAUCCAUCGAGCGAGAUCGAGACAACAAUGCGCGACAGGGCAGGGUAGACUCGGCGCUCGCCGACGCCUUCGACAGCGGCGAUGAUAGCGACGACGAGGUCGACGACACCCAGCGCCUCGUGCGUGGCGCCCCGCAAUCACCAUUGGCGGCAUUCACGCCUUCGUCGUCGAGCUCAACGUCUGGGCAGCCGGCCACCGCAGGUAGCGCUCCCGCCGUGCCUGCCCGCGCUCCGGCGACGGUACCGCCGCCCGGGGCUGCCUCGACGCCGUUUCGGGUCUACGGUGGUGGCAUUCAAUCGGAUGGCGUCUUUUCGAACAUCAUGGCGAAGCCGGAGCGCGGGGAGGAGAAGGAGGAACAGCCACCGACGUACGAACAGGCUGCUGCAGACUCGGCACCGCCAUACUGGGAGACGACUAUUCUCGGGCCCGGACUCGGCGGACUUGACGAGGUGUACAUAGACGGCAUGCCCGUCGGGUCCUUCUUCUCGUUUGUGUGGAACGGCUUGAUCUCGGUGUCGAUCCAGCCGCUGAUCGGGUUCCUGCUCACGUAUCUGCUUCACUCGUCGCACGCGGCCAAGAACGGCUCGCGUAGCGGCCUGGGCAUCACCCUGAUCCAGUGGGGCUUCUACAUGAAAAACACCCCGGGCAGCUCCGGGAGUGGGAGCUCGGAUGGGUACGCGAACCCUCCGGACCCCAACUCGCACGACUUUGACCCCAACAACGUUGGGACUGGCGGCGGCGGCGGCGGGGACUCGAGCUCAGGGUCGAACGCGGGAAUCGCGGGGACAGAGUGGAUCGCGUACAUCCUCAUGAUCGUGGGCUGGUUCGUCCUCAUCCGGGCCCUCAGCGACUACAUCCGGGCGAGGAGACACGAGCAGCUGGUACUGCAGAGCCCGGAUCGCGGGCUUGGCGUCGCCAUUGUUGCCGAGGGGGAGAGUCCCGACCGGGUUGUUUGAGCACCGUUUCUUCGUCUAGCAUACACGUCUUAUUUCUUUCGUUGUCUUUCUCUCUUUCUUUCCGUCCCUCGGAUCACUCCGGCAGAUCCUCCUGCACAACAUCCACCACUCCCGGUAAAUUUGUUUCCUAGAGCUUUCAUUUCCUCUUUACCUAGCUGUCAGCCACCUACGGUGUCCAGCAUGUCGAGUUGAGCCAAGUCGUCCUUGAGCCCGAGUGUAUCAGUAUCACAGAAAGUCAUGCCAUCAACGUGGCG
Messenger RNA from Gaeumannomyces tritici R3-111a-1, 1901 nucleotides. RefSeq names its product metal homeostatis protein BSD2. The coding region runs from base 571 to 1647 and encodes 358 amino acids. The record is from RefSeq and is a predicted model, not a curated record. NCBI's taxonomy places the organism in Eukaryota, Fungi, Ascomycota, Sordariomycetes, Magnaporthales, Magnaporthaceae. Gene Ontology annotation, biological process: ubiquitin-dependent protein catabolic process; positive regulation of protein ubiquitination; vacuolar transport. The transcript is spliced from 3 exons. Gene Ontology annotation, cellular component: endoplasmic reticulum; Golgi apparatus; perinuclear region of cytoplasm.